Asparagus officinalis (garden asparagus) is the source of this 1313-nucleotide messenger RNA. RefSeq names its product RNA polymerase sigma factor sigD, chloroplastic-like. Gene Ontology annotation, molecular function: DNA-binding transcription factor activity. NCBI's taxonomy places the organism in Eukaryota, Viridiplantae, Streptophyta, Magnoliopsida, Asparagales, Asparagaceae. Gene Ontology annotation, biological process: regulation of DNA-templated transcription; DNA-templated transcription initiation. The transcript is spliced from 6 exons. The record is from RefSeq and is a predicted model, not a curated record. The coding region runs from base 1 to 1167 and encodes 388 amino acids.
AUGCAUAGACUUCUUUGGGUAUAUGAAGAUGGAAUGAAAAGGAAAGAUGAUUCUUUUACUAUUGCUGCCAUCGUCGAAGCUGUUAGCCUUGCAAAUGCAGCUGCUGAGGCUGCGAAAGACGCAGUUUCUUCUGCUCUUGUGCUUGAACAGCUUGAGAUUGGAGGAGGAGAUGGUUGCCGGAGGAGGAGGAGAAUGAGGAAGAGGAAGAGGAUGAUGGGUGUAUUUAGCUAUUUUGAAGAUGACGAAGGCUUAGGUGGAAAUGUAGUUAAGGGAUCUUUGUCGAAGUCAGAGAGAUCUCGGUAUCUGACACGGAGACAAGAGGCUGAGUUUUCGGUCUCUCUCAAGGUUGGAGCUAUGCUAGAGGAUACGGACUCAAUAAGUAAUAAUACAACAGCCGAAGCAAUUGAGAGGAGGGGGAAAGCUGACAAAGCUUGCCUGAGAGCAAGGGAGUGCAGAGAGAGGAUCACUCUGAGCUAUAAAAGGCUUGUUGUCUCAAUCGCAACUCCAUAUCAAGGCAAAGGGCUGAGUCUGCAGGAUCUCAUCCAGGAAGGAUGCAUUGGGCUUCUUCAGGGAGCUCAAAGAUUUGAUCAUAGAAAAGGAUACAAACUGUCAACAUAUGUAUACUGGUGGAUAAAGCAAGCCAUCAUCAAAGCUGUAGCUACAAAAUCAGGCAUCAUGAGAUUACCGGGAAGCUUGCGAGGGACGAUGGCAAAGGUUAUAGAUGCUAAAGCUCUGUUACAAAGAAAAUCAGGGAGGUCACCAUCUUAUGAAGAAAUCGCAGAGUUUCUUAACCUUAGUGUUUCCACUGUGCAGCUUGUAUGUGAAAAAAGCGGGCAACCUGUCUCUGUUGAUAGGUGUCUUAAUAAGGAAGGACUAACAUUGAAGGACAUAAUUCCAGGUUCAGAUGAAGUAAGACCAGAAGUUAUUAUAAACAGACAGUUAAUGUUGAACAACUUGGGUAAGCUUUUGGCCACACUAGAUGCAAGGGAAAGGCGUGUUAUUGAAUUGCAUUAUGGUUUGAAUGGUGAGAGAGCAAGAUCUUGCGAGGAGAUUGGGAGAAUACUGAACCUAUCGAGGGAAAGAAUAAGACAAAUACAUUGGAUAGCUCUAACAAAGCUCCAAGAGGAGAAGAGUAUGAUAGAGUGCUUUGCAUCUGAUGUUGUGUAAAUAAUGUGCAUUUAGAUACAGAAAUUUCCAUUUUACCUUGAAAUUUGCAUUUUCUUUUAUACAGCCAUUUGGACCAUACAAACAUACAACUAUAAUUGUCUAUGAUUACUUUUAACUUUAUACUAUCUUUGAGGCUUCAUUCUUCU